This is a messenger RNA of Sphaerodactylus townsendi, 1295 nucleotides long. It is a transcript of the gene CFAP300, whose product is annotated as cilia and flagella associated protein 300. Lineage: Eukaryota; Metazoa; Chordata; Lepidosauria; Squamata; Sphaerodactylidae. The coding region runs from base 50 to 856 and encodes 268 amino acids. The record is from RefSeq and is a predicted model, not a curated record. The transcript has 7 exons.
GUGCGUUUCCAUGGUAACCAGAUGAGCGUCUCGUACUUCAGUAGCGACGAUGUCCGCCUGCGGGGAUGACGAAUCUCGGCCACGAUACACUUUCCAACACCUCCCUCAAAAAAACUUCCCAUCCCUGGAAAGUAGGGAGAGCCGGGACCGCCUGGUUAAAUGGUCAAUGGAUGCCAGAAUCACUGCACAGGCAUUCAGCUUUGAUCAGAAUUUCAAAGGAUAUCAAUCAGAAGAUUUUCUUAUGGCCUUUUUUAAUCACCCAGAUGUUAACAGCAAUUUGAAACUGCUUUCAGCCUCUGGACAAUGGACUGUUCUAAAUACCACUGUGAACAAAGUUGAAGUGAAGAAUAUUCUGUGCACCAAAGUCUCCAUGUCAUUUUUUGACCGAUUAUAUGGUGAAGGGGUUGUUCGAGAAAAUGGAUAUAUUGUCAAAUGUCUUGAUGAAUGCUUUGAUGAGAUGCUAAUUGCUGAUGAGCUAAGAAAGGUACUUCUUUUGGAAGAUUCAGACCACUACGAUUUAUUCAGCCAGUCGGAUCGUGAGGAGUUUCUCUUCUGUCUUUUUAAGCAUCUUUGCCUUGGAGGAUCUCUUUGUCAAUAUGAAGAUAAUCUUGAUCCAUACUUAGAAACAACAAAAGCUUUAUAUAAAGAUCUAGUGAGUGUUCAAAAGGAUCCUGAAACUAAAGAAUUAAAUAUUAUAUCUACUGUUUUUAAAGUCUCUGCCCAUGAUGCUCAUGGCCUUUGUUAUCCUUCAUCCAGAAGCCAUCAGCAAACAUUUGCCUACUUGAUUGUCAGUCCUUUCAAACGACAUGUCUAUGUUCUGUACCACUCUUUUGGUACAAGUCUCUUUUGCAAUUGACUGAUUUCUGUGGCACCGAAUCAGUGGACAAACUUUUCAAAGUAUAGAUUUGUCAGGGUUCCCAUCUUGUCACAGACAUCACAAGACUUGGUUUCAAAUUCUUCUUAUUUGUAAUAAUAUUUAAAUCUGUAUAUUUAGACCAGUAACUCCAGAAAAGUUGUUGUGUUGGUACUGGAUUAACAGACAAGUUCCCACUGGUUCAGGCACAACUGUGGGAAGAAAGUUCGUUUUCAUAAAUGACAGUAGGAUGUGUUUGUAAAACUAGGUUUUAGUUUUAAUGCUAGCUUUAAGCUGGGACUUUUGUGUAUUUAAACUGAGCAUUGUUAUUGUUGGAAUGGGCAGGAUACAAGCUGAAUAAAUAAUAGAAACUCUGGGAUUCCCAAAGCAGAGUCCUACAUCAGGUUACUGCAAAGUAAAAAGUUCCUUGGUAUUCUUGUAA